This is a messenger RNA of Talaromyces stipitatus ATCC 10500, 3378 nucleotides long. RefSeq lists its product as uncharacterized. Bases 1 to 3060 code for a protein of 1019 amino acids. Gene Ontology annotation, biological process: copper ion transmembrane transport. Gene Ontology annotation, cellular component: membrane. The transcript is spliced from 7 exons. NCBI's taxonomy places the organism in Eukaryota, Fungi, Ascomycota, Eurotiomycetes, Eurotiales, Trichocomaceae. Gene Ontology annotation, molecular function: copper ion transmembrane transporter activity. The record is from RefSeq and is a predicted model, not a curated record.
AUGGACAUGUCAGGAAUGGCCAUGACCACCACCGCGACGGGCAUGUCAAUGCCCUCGUCUACAUCCUCUUCCACCUCCUCUGACAUGUCCGGCCAUACCAUGUCCAUGGUAAUGACAUUCUUCAUUUCUGCUCGGUCAUCACUAUUUACCACUACAUGGACACCGACCAAUGACGGGCAAUACGCCGGUACCUGCAUAUUUCUGAUUGUUCUCGCAGUUAUUCUCCGUUUCCUGCUUGCACUUAGACCGAUCCUUGAGUCGAGAGUUUGGAGCGAUCAUGCUCGGAUACAUGGCGGGGGGCAUAUAUUACAUGAUAGUGCACAGAUUGAGCAGCAGUCUAUAAAGGCGGGAGGGACGACGUCGGUUAGGCAAGUUAGAUAUGAUCUUUCAAGUCGGUGGGCUGGUUGGAGGGUUAACGAUGCUGCUGGACGUGCUACCUAUGAUUUUUUGGUUGCCGGGGUUGGUUAUUUGCUGAAGAAAGUACACCCAGUUAAUUGGUGGCUCAUGGUUCCUGUCGCCGUCAUAUACAAUGGAUGGCAAUAUGCCUUGACGCCACCACUGCUAGUUAUCCUCUGUGGGAAGUUAGGGUUAAGAGUGCCACUUUCUGUAAAUCUUAUUUCACCUCUACAUCACCUAUUCAAAUUCACUAUUCAAUCGCCGCUCCUUUUUACACUCACCAAUGCAGACUUUCUAUCUAGCGUAUUCGUCGCCCUCUAUUUGAUUUCCUGCAUAUUUGUGGUGAAGCGGCUCGGAAUAGCUGACUACUUGAUGUUGCUGGCAUGGGUAGGUGUCCUCUUCCUGAAAGCGAACGGUGUUUUAUCUACUACUAACGGAGUAGCCGUUUUACUACAUUGUAUUAAUCCUGUCAUGCAGAUCAUCGAUUUUGGCUUUGUCUUUUCACUCACAUACGCCGUGGGGAGGGGAUUUGGACGACAUGGCCAUGAUAUCAAUGCGGAAGAUACCAUCGCAAUCAACAAAGCUAUCUAUGUUUACAACAUUCUAUAUGAUCCAACAUCAAUGGCAGCUAAAAGCUCAAUAUUGGCCUUCUUUCUAAGGCUUACUCGCGAGAAGAAAAUGUACUACUGGGCCAACUGUGCCAUUCUUUUCAUUAUCAAUGGCCUGGGUUUGGUCCUGACUAUACAUCAAGUAUAUCAGUGUCAUCCGGUCUAUGAGGUCUUUCGUCUAGAAGCUCAGACCAGCGAGUCUUGCACCAAUGUAUUCUUAUCGGCCCUCGCAUCUUCGCCGUACAACAUAUUCACCGAUGUCGCCAUUCUUGUCAUUCCCAUUCCUCUUUUGACUCGAAUUCACUUGCCAUUCAGACAGAGACUGAUUUUAGUCUUCACUUUUGGUGUCGGAAUUUCGGUGAUUGCCAUAGAUGUCGUCCGCUUUGCUUCCUUCCAGACUACAGCCCGAGAUCAGCUUGUAAAACUGAAUUCAUUUCACACAGAGGACAUUGGCAAUGAAGACUAUACUUGGUAUGCUGCCUUUCCAAUGAUGUGGUCAGCGGUGGAGGUGAAUACGACAAUAAUUUGCGCAUGUGUCCCAAGCCUCAAACCUCUUCUAGCUCGAUUCACCCCUUCUCUUAUCGGUCAGCCUAAAGGCACUCCUCCAGCUGAGCCCGUUAAUGAUGAAAGAGGCCAUACAACGAGAUUUGAUAAUCCACAAACCGUUACUGGGGAGAUGAUGGACAUCUUGACAGGCGGAGAAACACAACAGGGAGGUCAUGUUACGGCAGGUUGGGAGAUGCGUGAACGCUAUCCGUCGAAUAUUAAGCUGCUUAACCUCUUGAACCUCAGACCGACAAAAGUCCUUAAGUUGAAUACCAAAGAAUCUAUUCCUGCAUUCACGAUGGUCACUACCCUCUUUUUCCUAUGGGGAUUUGCUUACGGAUUUCUGGAUGUGCUCGGUCAGAGAUUUGGGCUAGCACACCUGGGCCCGCUGCGUACGGCCGGACUCGAGGCCUCACACUUUGGUGGAUAUCUUGUUAUUCCACUCACAGUUGGUCUUCUGGUGUUGAAGAGAGCAGGUUUCACAACCUCGUUUAUUACAGGUCUUUACAUCUACGCUGUAGGGGUUCUACUCUUCUGGCCAGCUGCGGUCACCGUUUCUUUCCCGAUUGGUGUCCUAUCUAACGUGAUCAUUGGUUCUGGACUGGGAAUCUUGGAGAUGACUGCAAACCUUUUCAUCUCAAUCUGUGGACCGCUCGAGUACGCCGAGAUUAGGCUUUGUAUCUCCCAGGGCAUGCAGGCCGUCGGGGAGUUGUUGUCACGGCUAUUGGUUAGCAGAGCUAUUCUUGUGGACGUUGAUCGAAUAGACGAUGUGGUUAGUUUACAGUGGACAUACCUCGCCAUUAGCCUUUUUGUCAUAUUGCUUGCUGUGUUAUUCUAUUACAUUCCGGUGCCCAAAGCAUCCGAUGAUGAGUUACAGGAGCUUAGUGACUUACGAGAAGCAAAUAGAGCUCAAGUACGAAGAAUUCCUGUUGUUUAUUUGACACUCGCAUUAGGUGUAUGGUCACAAUUCUUCAUGGAAGCCGGGCACGAAGCAAACGUGGUCGGCUCGAAGGACAUAGUAACGGGCAGAACCCAUUUAUCAUCUGCUUCGGACAUUGAAUCCAUCGGAGCUACAUUACAUGGUGUUUCUCGGUUUACCGCGGCUUUCGUUCUGUGGAAAUGGUCAAAGCCACGGUGGGUACUCCUAAUUACGUCUAUUUUCUCGAUUGCGUUUGCAAUUGCCUGUACUGCAACAACCGGAAAUAUGUCGACUAUCAUGUCUCUUGUUAUAUGGCUCACAGAUGGUCCGCACUAUCCUAUUAUCUUUGCGAUUUCGUUACGUGGAACAGGAGUUCAUGCAAAAACCGCAGCUGCCUUUCUGGCCGCUUCUGUUGUUGGAGCUGUUCCUGGUCGGAUGAUACGAUAUGCAGCAUCAUUAUCCAUUGGUGAUGCCUCGUGCUGUGUUGUUGUUGCCUUUAUGAGUGCAGGGACGAUUUUCCCUAUCUAUCUAACAUUGUCCAAAGCUGCAAGGAGGCAGGUUGAUCCGAUCAAAGAUGAGUACCUGAAGUGAAAAUUCUCUUGGAUUUUUGGCUCGAAGUCUGUCAAUCACAUCAUAUCCAUUAUAUCAUUGAUCUUGUUGAACAAGGCAAAAUGGUCGAGAUUCUUCCCACAGGUCGACCUGUCUGUUACCUAGAUAAGGUUCCACGAACACGUAUAUUGAAGGCCAUCAAUCAGGUAUACCUAGGUAUAUUCAGACAUUCAGUAAUAAUAAUGCCAAUUCUGUAGACGGCAAUACAUCUUCAGAAUCGCAUUGUGUUUUCAAACACAUCUAUCAGACUUAUAGCCCUACUGACGACCUCCUUGCAUUCCCUGGUGACAGCAAAUCACU